Messenger RNA from Syngnathus typhle (broad-nosed pipefish), 4251 nucleotides. RefSeq names its product ELAV like neuron-specific RNA binding protein 3 (gene elavl3). Gene Ontology annotation, cellular component: ribonucleoprotein complex. Lineage: Eukaryota; Metazoa; Chordata; Actinopteri; Syngnathiformes; Syngnathidae. Gene Ontology annotation, molecular function: RNA binding. The transcript has 8 exons. The record is from RefSeq and is a predicted model, not a curated record. The coding region runs from base 379 to 1509 and encodes 376 amino acids.
CCUCCUCCUCCUCCUCCUUCUCAUCAUCAUCCUCCUCCCAUCCUUGGACACACCCUGCCGAGGAUCACUGCUUCUCCGCUCUACUAUUUUUUUUAUUAUCGCACUCCACUAUCGGAGAGAACGCUCCUCUCUUCCUCCUCCAUCGUCCUGCCGAGAACCCCCUUCUUCUUCUCUUCCUCCUUUUCAUCCUAUAGAGGACCCCCCCAUACAACCGCGACAGGCUGAGACCCUCCAUCAGGCUCCAGUUUGUAUUUUUUUUCUCUUUUUUUGGGGGGGGGAACUCCAGAGGGGGGCCGUGCGAGCAGAGCAACCCGACAAGCGCCGCCGAGCUUCCGCAGAAAAGAGGGACCUAGAUUUCCUUGUGGUUGCACGUCAAGAAUGGUUACUAUAAUCAGCACCAUGGAAACCCAGGUGUCCAACGGUCCGAGCGGAACCAGUCUGCCCAACGGCCCAGUCAUCAGCACCAACGGCGCAACGGACGACAGCAAAACCAACCUGAUUGUCAACUACCUGCCCCAGAACAUGACGCAGGAAGAGUUCAAGAGCUUGUUCGGUAGCAUCGGCGAGAUCGAGUCCUGCAAGCUUGUCCGGGACAAGAUAACAGGUCAGAGUCUGGGGUACGGCUUCGUCAACUACGUGGAUCCGAACGACGCCGACAAGGCCAUCAACACACUUAAUGGUCUCAAACUACAGACUAAAACAAUCAAGGUAUCAUAUGCACGGCCAAGCUCUGCUUCUAUCCGUGAUGCAAACCUCUACGUCAGUGGUCUCCCCAAGACCAUGAGCCAGAAGGACAUGGAACAACUCUUCUCCCAAUACGGUCGCAUCAUCACAUCUCGCAUUUUAGUGGACCAAGUUACAGGCAUAUCACGAGGAGUGGGCUUCAUCCGGUUUGACAAACGAAACGAGGCGGAGGAGGCCAUCAAGGGUCUGAACGGACAGAAGCCUCUGGGCGCUGCCGAGCCCAUCACCGUCAAGUUUGCCAACAACCCCAGCCAGAAGACAGGCCAGGCCUUGCUGACUCAGCUGUAUCAGACGGCCGCCCGACGCUACACGGGGCCCCUGCACCACCAGACGCAGCGUUUCAGCGUGAUCCCUUCUCUGGGAAAGGGACCAGAUCCAAAUAACAGCUCAAAACCAAUACUCGACAAUUUACUAAACGCCAGCUACGGAGUCAAGAGAUUCUCCCCGAUCACCAUCGACAGCAUGACCAGCCUCGCCGGCGUCAACCUCACCGGUCCCACCGGAGCCGGCUGGUGUAUCUUCGUGUACAACCUAUCGCCCGAGGCGGACGAAAGUGUCCUGUGGCAGCUCUUUGGGCCGUUCGGCGCAGUCACCAACGUCAAGGUCAUCCGUGACUUUACCACCAACAAAUGUAAGGGCUUUGGUUUUGUCACCAUGACCAACUACGACGAGGCGGCCAUGGCGAUCGCGAGCCUUAACGGCUACCGCCUGGGCGACCGCGUGCUGCAGGUUUCUUUCAAGACCAGCAAGCAGCACAAGGCUUGAGAGAGGGGCCAUUGGGCGCCAGCACCUUUGACCUGCACGGGGUGGGGGGCUAACCGGGUCUCCCCGUGCCAUCACUUUAUAUAUGGGCCUGGACUGAGUCUCUCUCUGACGCUUUCGCACACAAAUCCACGAUAUAUAAUCGCAGAACCCACAGACACGUGCAAACACGGAUACCGACACACAUGACCAAACCUAUCCAUAGGCAAGUAUCCACCAGUAGAGUUUCAACCAAACACACUAGUGGAGUUUUUCCGUUCUCUUUCCACAACACGCUAGAACCUUCCCUGUCUUUGCCUGGAUUGAAUUAGAAGCGGUACGUAGCUGGUUUGUUGGGUAAAAAAAAAGGUUAAGAGCUAUCUAUUUAGGAGACAGUCGAAUGAAUGUGACAACGAAUGUGUGCUUUGAUUGAAUUCAGGCAAAUGAUGGCAACUGAUGAACAAAAGACAAAAAGAAUAUCGAUCAAAUUUUUUAACAAAUAUGUGCAAUUUACCCCAAACUUUUACCCCUAUAAUCUCUGCCGGUAUCACGCUGGAGAAGAUGUACUCAUUUUUGUUUCUUUUCUUUUUUUUACACUUGGGCAUUUUGAAAUCAGUGACUUUUUUAAGAUCAAAGAAAAUGAAAUUAAGACACAGUGUUCUCUUAUAUACGUCUAUCGAAAAUAUAACUAUAUAUUCAAUAUACAGGUAUAAGGUGGUAAUAAUAGCCGUAUAUGUAAGCAUUUUCUAAAAACCUCGACUACUGUUUCCUGACCUGCUUUAGGCGGUGCCGAGGGUAAAGGCAGAUUCUCCACCCUAUGUGAGCAUGUUCGCUCUGACCCAAUGCCAUUUAAGUAAGCUUGUGAAUCUGGGAAGUGGAAUUAGAAAUUCGUCCCCAUCCCGCAGUGUCACCCCAAACGAGUCGAGUCCACUCGAGCAAAAUAAUUCCUAAACUAUCCUCAAGGUGGAAUAAACCGAAGCAGACUCUUUGUAUUCUCAAAGCUGAGGGGCGAGGGGGUACAUCAAGAACUCGCUGAUGGGCUUGAGAUCGAUUAUCCGCUCAAUUUCGAAAUGACAUUUUUUGCUUUUGUUUUUGCAACGCUUUAAGCGCAUCUGUGCGUAAUCUGGCAUGAGAUGCUUCGGGCGAUCAAAACAUUUGAAGAAACAUACGAACCUAAACCACACACCUGACACGAUGGUUCUUGCCGGCUGACAAAGUAAUAACAUUUAAAUCGGCUUGUCAGAUCUGCAGAGAAAUAACGCGCUUUGACCGACGCUUCUCGGUUUUUAUCCCUUUCGAACAACAACUCGAUGGCUUCGCCGCCAAACUCCCGCCCUAACAAGACAACCGAGUAACAUCGAGACGAUAAAUAGUGUCGAACUUGCACUUCUGAUUGAUUUGCAUCACGUUUCUCAAAAUAUCUCCAACCCAGUGACGUGGAAUUUAUUACCGGCACCCUUGAAGGAACAUUAAGGGCCCGCCCGUCUGAUCUGAAGUGUCUGUCACAGCUCUACCAUGGGGAGGGGCAAACGUCUUUCGAUAUCUGCCCACGGUCUUAGAUUAGAUAGGGUCAACUAUAUUCAAGACAGGUUCUGCUUUUUGCUUUUCUAAAUGACGCUGUGUUAGCCAAAGAGGACGAUCUCUUUGAAAGGAUUACAUUAGAGAUAAAUCUAUUUUUAUACAUACAAAGGAACAAGACCUUGUGCUGAAUUUUUACAGAUUCUUAAGCUUGGGAAAAAAAAAAAAAUUGGGACAUCGCAUGGCUUUAUUUUAAACCCUCUGAUGUUUGCCGCCGUGAGAGGGAAGGGAAACGAGCAUGCGGUGUGCGGGUGGGGAUGUCGGGAUGGGGCAGAGGAACAUUGUAUCGCAACACACCAACUUAAACCGCUCGACCGUGGCUAACGUUUUGAAGACAAACUUGACAGUUAAGAAGAACACAACCGAAUCUGACAUCAAAUAAAAACUAGGUCAAGCUGAACCGUUCGGGGAUACGGCACGCAUUUAUUCUAUGGAGUGCUCGCAACUCGUGUACAGUGUUGCUUCGUGCUAGCUCUUUGACGUGCGAAUCCCAGACGGGGGAAAAAAAUAUAAAAAAAUAGUGCGGUGAGACCAUCUCAUUGCCCGGCUGACAAAACGAAUCGCUGCUUGCAACGCAAAAAAACAAAAACGUGCAGAUUUGAAAUGACAAUGCGGCCUUGCGGUGACCACCGAGCACGAUUCCUUGGAUAGAUUUGAUUUUUUUGCCAAAGAGUUUGCUUUGCAAGUCUGUGAAACUUUAAUCUAUCACAACAACCUCCCUCCCUCCCCCCGCCGCCCUGAUUAAUUGCUGUACAAAUCUGUUAUUUAUGCCGUCUUUAAGGACCCUCUCCACACUUUUUGAACAUCUCUCCUGCGCAUAUCAAUUGUGGAUCCUAAAACCCAGUGAGCUCUAUUACGCUGAUACAUCCCAGCAGCGAGCAAAUCCCAUUUGCACACAUUUCACGCAGACGACGAACGUUAAGAAGGCAUAUCAGAAACAAGCCAUGAAUCGCAUCACCUCUCUUAAGUCAGCAUUGGAUCGAGUUUUACCUCCCUCGAUAUUUCCAUCAUCAGCUUUUGUCUCACCACCGAUUUGAUCCAUAGACUCAUCACGCCGCUUCAAAUACUUCAUCUUUGUCGAUCUCACCGCUGUUAUUUAGCAGGACUAAUACGGCUAUUUUCGGUCGGGCAUUAGCGCCCGGAUACCGAGUAUGUUCGCUUUUGAGAUCAGAGCCGUUCAAUGUAUCU